CCACCUCUUGCUCAGCGCUGGUGCAGCCGCCCCAUGGCCCCCGAGAUGGACCAGUUCUACAGGUCCACCAUGGCCAUCUACAAGAGCAUCAUGGAGCAGUUCAACCCCGCCCUGGAGAACCUGGUAUACCUAGGGAACAACUACCUGCGGGCCUUCCACGCUCUGUCCGAGGCAGCCGAGGUUUACUUCAGCGCCAUCCAGAAGAUCGGGGAGCAGGCCCUGCAGAGCUCCACCUCACAGAUCCUGGGUGAGAUCUUGGUGCAGAUGUCCGACACCCAGCGGCACUUGAACUCUGACCUGGAGGUGGUGGUGCAGACACUCCACGGGGACCUGCUGCAGCACAUGGAGAAGAACACCAAGCUGGACAUGCAGUUUAUCAAAGACAGCCGCCAGCACUACGAGAUGGAGUACCGCCACCGCGCGGCCAACCUGGAGAAGUGCAUGUCCGAGCUGUGGCGCAUGGAGCGCACGCGGGACAAGAAUGCGCGGGAGAUGAAGGAGAGCGUGAACCGGCUGCACGCCCAGAUGCAGGCCUUCGUGUCCGAGAGCCAGCGAGCAGCUGAGCUGGAGGAGAAGCGGCGCUAUCGCUUCCUGGCUGAGAGGCACCUGCUGCUUUCCAACACCUUCCUGCAGUUCUUCGGCCGGGCCCGGGGGACGCUGCAGAACCGCGUGCUGCUGUGGAAAGAGCAGUCGGAGGCCAGCCGCGGCCCGUCGCGCGCCCACUCCCCGGGCCUGCUGGGCCCCGUGCUGGGGCCGCCCUACCCCUCGGGCCGCCUGACGCCCACCCGCCUGGACAUGCCCCAGCGGCCUCUGGGCGACUUCGGCGCCCCCCGCAGCCGGCACGGCUCCGGCUCCUAUGGUCCCGAGCCGGCCGCCGAGGCGAGGUCCGCGUCGCAGCUGGAGCCAGAGCGCCGGCCCCUGCCCCGGACGCCGUCGACCGCCUCGCUCUACGGCGGCGGCACCCGGAGGGUGCGCGCCCUGGUCUCCCACUCCGAGGGCGCCAACCACACGCUGCUGCGCUUCUCGGCGGGGGACGUGGUGGAGGUGCUGGUGCCCGAGGCGCAGAACGGCUGGCUCUACGGCAAGCUGCAGGGCUCGUCCGCGAGCGGCUGGUUCCCCGAGGCCUAUGUGAAGCCUCUGGAGGACGCGCCCUUGAACCCCAUGAAGCCCUUGAGCCCCAUGACCUCCAUGAACCCCGUGACCCCGGCAAAUGAGCUCCCCUCCAGGUCCUACCCGCUCCGCGGCAGCCACAGCAUGGACGACCUCCUAGACCGGCCGGGCAACCCCACGGCGUCCUUGGAGCACUGGGACGGCCAGCCCCACUCCCGGACCCCGAGCCGGGUCCCGAGCCCUGCACCCACCCCUCUGCCUGGCAGCCGCCGGAGCAGCAUGGGCAGCGUGGGGGCGGCCGGCGACGUCAAGAAGCUGAUGUCCUGGGAGCAGCACCCCCCGGAGCUCUUCCCGCGGGGCACGAACCCCUUUGCUACCGUAAAGCUGCGUCCCACGGUCACCAACGACCGCUCGGCACCGCUCAUCCGCUGAGGCGCUUCCUGCACGGGGAGGGGGCCAAGGCCAUGCCCUGCGCCCGCCCCGGACGCUUCCCAGCUGGCAGUGGCACGGCUGGCGGCAGCAGAUC
Molecule: messenger RNA, 1636 nt
Organism: Lepus europaeus (European hare)
Lineage: Eukaryota; Metazoa; Chordata; Mammalia; Lagomorpha; Leporidae
Gene: BAIAP2L2
Product: BAR/IMD domain containing adaptor protein 2 like 2
Exons: 14
Coding region: 34-1542 (502 amino acids)
Biological process (GO): actin crosslink formation; plasma membrane organization; actin filament bundle assembly
Cellular component (GO): nucleoplasm; cytosol
Molecular function (GO): protein binding
Source: RefSeq, a predicted model, not a curated record